Ornithorhynchus anatinus (platypus) is the source of this 553-nucleotide messenger RNA. Its product is annotated as phospholipase A and acyltransferase 3-like. Lineage: Eukaryota; Metazoa; Chordata; Mammalia; Monotremata; Ornithorhynchidae. Gene Ontology annotation, biological process: N-acylphosphatidylethanolamine metabolic process. Gene Ontology annotation, molecular function: glycerophospholipid phospholipase A1 activity; A2-type glycerophospholipase activity. The record is from RefSeq and is a predicted model, not a curated record. Gene Ontology annotation, cellular component: cytoplasm.
AUGACUGCUGUGGAGCUGAAACCCGGAGACCUGAUUGAGAUUUUCCGAGUGUGCUACAGCCACUGGGCCAUCUACGUGGGCGAUGGCUAUGUGGUCCACCUGGCUCCCCUGAGCGAGUACGCCGGGGCUGGUGCCUCGAGCAUCAUGUCUGCCCUGUCGGAUAAAGCCUUGGUGAAGAAGGAACUGCUCUGUAAGAUCGCUGGAAGGAAUAAAUAUCGGGUCAACAACAAACACGACACAGUUUACCAGCCACUACCUGUCAACAAAAUCAUCCGGAAUGCCGAGGAGCAGGUGGGAAGAGAGGUCCUCUACACCACCAGUGAGAACUGCGAGCACUUUGUGAAUGAACUGAGAUAUGGGGUGCCCAAGAGUGACCAGGUCAGAGAUGUCGUCAUAAUGGGAGCAGCAGCCGGAGCUGUCCUGUCGAUGGCAGCCUUGGUUGGUGUGUUCGUGUCAAGAAGCAAACGUCAAAAUCAAUGACAUCCAUCCCCCAGUGUCAGGCACUGUGCUAAGCGCUGAGAUAGAUACAAUCACUCAUGCUCUUCUGCCUGGA